Messenger RNA from Clupea harengus (Atlantic herring), 8978 nucleotides. Its product is annotated as SH3 and multiple ankyrin repeat domains protein 2-like. The record is from RefSeq and is a predicted model, not a curated record. The coding region runs from base 366 to 5855 and encodes 1829 amino acids. NCBI's taxonomy places the organism in Eukaryota, Metazoa, Chordata, Actinopteri, Clupeiformes, Clupeidae. Gene Ontology annotation, molecular function: ionotropic glutamate receptor binding; synaptic receptor adaptor activity. The transcript is spliced from 23 exons. Gene Ontology annotation, cellular component: postsynaptic density; postsynaptic membrane; dendritic spine.
GAGCGGCACACAUACACACGCAGCCACCUCCUCCUGCUUGUAAUGCGGAGAAAAGCCGUUUGCCUCAUAUCGCGCUCUCCGAAGGUAGGAUCUCAAUUAUCAUCUUUGUUUUGGAAAAGAAAAAAAGUCGUUCUUGGGAGCUCGAAUGGUUUUACCGUUUUCCUCUUGUUUGGAAGACUCACAUUUUCUCAAUACAGGGAAAAGUACAGCAGAAAGGAUGGAUGGCAGCACUCAGAGCCCCAGCAGCUGUCUGUUUGAAUUCCCCCUCUGACCUCGUCCCUGGCUGUGCUAUUCCAUCCUCUUAUCCAUUGCCAGGCAGUGCAGCAGAUAAAGAGCAAUAAAGAGAGCUCCACUGACAGCUGGCGAUGCCUGAGAGUCCUUCGUCCAGUGAGGAGAUGGCGAGAAGCUUAUCUGACAGCUCCGGGGGCUCUGAUUCGGAGAGUUCCAGGGAGGAGCCCCGGUUGAGGUCACGACCCAGCAGCGGCCGCCCAGACCUGGGGGCUCCACCGGACUCGCUGCUGGUGGGCGUGGUCAUCCCCGACCUGCAGCAGUCCAAAUCCAUGCGGUUUAAAGCCGACGCCACCGUGUGGGUGGCCAAGCAGGAGAUCCUGUGCACCCUCACCCAGAGCCUGCGGGACGUGCUCAACUACGGGCUCUUCAGGCCGGCCGUGGACGGGCGCGAGAGCGGCUUCCUGGACGAGGAGCGGCUCCUCCGCGAUCAUUCCCUGCCCACCAACAAGGGGGUGCCCACUCUGGAGUUUCGCUACAAGAGCAGAGUCUACCAGCAGCCAAAUGUGGAUGAAAAACAGAUCUCAAAAUUGCACACUCAGGCAAACCUGCGGAAAUUCAUGGACUACAUCCAACAGCAUCAUCUGGACAAAGUUUCCAAGCUUCUGGAGAAGGGCCUGGACCCCAACUACCACGACCCAGAAACUGGUGAGACGCCCCUGACUGUUGCAGCCCACCUGGACAACAUGGUGGAGAUCAUCACUGCACUCAAACACGGAGGUGCUCAUCUAGACUUCCGUUCAAGGGAUGGCAUGACUGCCCUCCACAAAGCGGUGCAGUCCAAGAACCAGAUCGGACUGAAGGCUCUCCUGGAGCUGGGUGCGUCUCCAGACUACAAGGACAGCCAGAGCCUGACGGCGCUCUAUCACACGGUGCUGGUGGGGGGGGACCCCAGCUGCUGUGAGCUGCUGCUCCGAGCCCGCGCCUCCGUCUCCUGCCACGACGAGAACGGCUGGCACGAAGUCCACCAGGCGUGUCGCUAUGGCCACGUGCAGCACCUGGAGCAUUUGUUGUUCUACGGAGCGGACAUGAGUGUGCAGAAUGCCUCUGGCAACACGGCUCUGCACAUCUGUGCACUCUAUAAACAGGAAAGCUGUGCCAGAGUUUUGCUGGUACGUGGAACCAACAAGGAAGUCAAGAACCAGAGGGGACAAACUCCCUUUCAGGUGGCUAUUAUCGCUGGUAACUUUGAACUGGCAGAAUACAUCAAAAACCACAAAGAGGCUGAUAUUGUGCCUUUCAGGGAGGCCCCGUCCCCAGUGGCGUGUACGAGCAGGCGUCCGGCGGCCCGGAGCACGCUGGCAGCCCCGCGGGUGCUGCUGCGCUCCAACAGCGACACCAACCUCAACGUGCAGCUGGGUCAACCCCACCCCCAGCGUCAGCGCUCGCCCUCGCCCUCCCCGCUGCGCAGCCUCUCGCCCCGCCGGCCCCCGCAGCAGAUGCAGAGCAGCCCUAAUGGCACGGUGAAGACCAUGGGCGCUGGGGCCCAUGCCACGCGCUCCCGCUCGCCCUCGCUAGGGCGCCUGGGUGGCAGGGAUGCGCGCCGACAGCAGAACCCCCAGCACAAGACCAGCCCACGCGCCAGCAGGGACGGCCUGUCCAGUGCAGAGGCCCCCAGCUCCAAGCGCAAGCUGUACAGUGCCGUCCCAGGCAGACACUAUGUGGUGGUGAAAUCUUACCAGCCACAGGCUGAGGGCGAGAUCACGCUGUACAAGAACGACAGAGUCAAAGUGCUGAGCAUUGGAGAAGGGGGUUUCUGGGAAGGCAGCGCGCGUGGGAGCAUGGGAUGGUUCCCCGCCGAGUGUGUGGAGGAGAUCCCCAGCAAGGCCAACGAGGACCGACCCUAUUCCAGAGCUGACCGAUCAGAGAGAAGAAAGCUCUUUCGACAUUACACAGUGGGAUCCUAUGACAGCUUUGAUGCAUCAAGCGACUGUGUUAUUGACGAAAAGACGGUAGUGCUGCAGAAGAAGGAUAAUGAAGGAUUCGGGUUUGUGCUACGAGGGGCGAAAGCUGACACCCCCAUUGAGGAGUUCACCCCGACACCCGCCUUCCCUGCCCUGCAGUACCUGGAGUCUGUGGAUGAAGGUGGAGUUGCCUGGCAGGCAGGCCUGCGCACCGGGGACUUCCUCAUCGAGGUGAACCAGGAGAACGUGGUCAAAGUGGGCCACAAGCAGGUGGUGAACAUGAUUCGACAUUGCACCAACAGCCUGAUCAUCAAAGUUGUGACGGUCAGCAGGAAUCUAGAUCCAGAUGACACAGCAAGGAAAAAAGCGCCCCAACCUCCCAGGAGGGCACCCUCCACUGCACUCUCCAUGCGGUCAAAGUCCAUGUGCUCUGAGCUGGAAGACAUGGAUAAGGUGGAUGAAAUAAUGCCCUCCCAGAAGCCCCCAUGGGAUAGUUCAACGUUGGACACAAGAGUUGCUGCGGUUAAACCGAGGCCAAACAGCAGAUGCUUCGCUGUGGCCCCUGAGAUGAAUUCUUUGUGCAAUAGCCAGAAUGUGGCAGUGGCCCCCGCUCCAGUGCCUGGAAGCCCUAGAGCAGGCUACCUGGAUAUUCCGAGAGGAACUAUAAGGCGUCAGACAUCUAUAGGUGUGACUGAAGAGGAGAAACAGUUUCUUACACCUCCAGUGCUGAAAUUUACCAGAAGCCUUUCUAUGCCAGACACAUCUGAGGACAUACCGCCUCCACCAGCCAGCUCCCCUCCAUCCCCUCCGUACAACAACAGCAACAACCCUCCCACCCCGAACAGGGCCUAUGGCACCAUCAGACCAGGGUUUGCCCAAAGCCCGGCCUCUAACAGCAUGGCACCUGAGAGAGGAGAGGCAGGCGUGGGGACGGUGUGGCGGGAGCAGGGUACCUACUACAGGGACAGUCCUGAGCAUCAUUUCCAGGCGGAGGAGUUCAACCACUCUGGCCCCACAGCUCAGCAGAGCCUCCACAUGAGACGAGCCCAGGUGCCCGAGAAUCCGUACUCAGAUUUGGCGAAGCUAAACCACUCGAGUAUGUUUGCGCCAAACAAGCCAAUGAGGAGAAAGGGUAUGCUGGUCAAGCAGCCCAAUGUUGAGGACAGCCCUGAGAAAACCACCAUUUCCAUCCCGACCAUUAUCAUCAAAGAGCCCUCCACCAGCAGCAGUGGCAAGAGCAGCCAAGGCAGCAGCAUGGAGAUUGAGACGAGCUCCCAGGACCACCCUGGCCAGCUGCGGCCUGAUGACGGCCCCAGUCUCAGCAACCCCUUCGCCCCACACUUUGUGCAAAAACGUGAAAAACGGCUCGAGGUCCACAGGAACUCCCCAUCCUUCCGUUCUACCGAUUUGUGCGAUGAUGACUCACCUACCCCGACUCCAGCUCCACGCCUACGUCACUCCAAGUCCAUUGACGAGGGAAUGUUCAGCAGUGACGAACGCUUACGCCGGCUCAUGGCUCCGCCUACCUCCCUCCUCAACUUCCCUCGAGGGGGUGGGUCAGGGGGAGGCAACGUGACAGACUUCAACAGCCCUGAGCCCACCAUGGUGCGAGAGGUGCUCAGUACGCGCACAGGCCACCACAGCCCCAUCAGCCUGCCCGCCAACAAGACCUACAAUGUGGGCGGUGGAAACUAUGUACAUCCAGUCACAGGGAAACCUCUGGACCCCAACUCCCCUCUGGCCCUGGCGCUUGCCGCCCGAGACCGAGCCAUGAGGGAGCAGUCUCAGCCUCUCCCGCUGAAGAGCGACCUGUCCAAGCCUGACCUCAACAAGCCCCUUUUCAUCGACACCAAGUUGCGGAUGAGUGAGCUUAGCUUCUCGGCAACGGCCACCAUGGGCCGACCGGGCAGAUCAGCCCUGCGCAGGCAAAUGACGGAGGCCAAGUACGAGACUGAGUCCAAAUACAGCAUUCAAGAUGGACUCCAUCUGCGCAGCAAGGAGGAAAAGAGACCGGAGGAGAAGAAGAACAUGCUCAUUGACAUUGUGGACACCUCACAGCAGAAGUCGGCUGGCCUCCUGAUGGUGCACACCACCACAGAUGGUUCGAAGAACAGCCUGUCAGAAGGGGAGCGGGAGGAAGCCGUUAGCUCGGACAGUGCACCGGGUGAGCUCCGUGACCCCAACCAGCCUGCUGUCUCUGCCAAUCCAGUCAUGCCCAAACCCCUCUUAGCCAACCACGGGAAGACCAUCAUCACAAUCAGCUCAGUGGACGAGCCUGUCAAGCUCCCUUUUGCCAUACCUCCCCCUCCUAUGGUCUCUGUUGACAUCGAUGAGGAGUUUCCAUUCAGCGACCCUCUUCCUCCACCUCUUGAAUUUGCCAACAGUUUUGAUAUCCCUGAGGAGCAAGCAGGAGCUUUGGCUGAGCUGCUCAGGCAGAAGGCCAAUGGAACUAGCGGAUCCUCACUCACCCCCUUUUAUGCGCAAUUAUCUGCAGGAAAUGCUCAGAUUAAAAGGCCAGCAGUGCUUACAAAUUGCACACCGCCCAGUUUCCCACCCAUGGACACGUAUGAGCCGAUAACUGAUUCGGGCAUUGAGGUGGACAGUCGGAGCAGCGGGGACCCCCAGUUGGAGACGACCAGCACGGUCUCUACUGUGUCUAGUAUCUCCACCCUGUCUUCGGAGGGAGGCGAGACUCUGGACACAUGCAUGGUCUAUGCAGAUGGACAGGCUUUCUUGGCGGACAGGCCUCAGGGCAUAUCCAAACCAAAGGUCAAGUCCAACAUCAAUAAAAAUGCACUUUACAAAGAGGAGGAGAACAUAAGCCCUUUCAGGGUACCAGGCUCCAUUCCACCCCCGCCUCCCAAUACUGCACCCCCAGAACCCCCCAAAACACCAACACAGAGAACCUCAAAACUCUGGGGUGACCCCACUGACCUGAAAAGCCCCCACGCGUCCGAACCCAAGCUUUACCAUGGCAUGGGCGAACUCAACUCAGCCCUGCAGCACUUGAACAAGGACAAAAUGCCAAAGCCAGGGGAGGGGUUUGACUCCCCCACAGGAUCCAGGACUCACUUGGAAAGCAGGAAUCUAGACGGUAUGUCCCUUGUCUCGGGUACACAGCUGAACACCACGGUCACUUUCUCCACCCAGCCUGGCCCUAACGUGCCUCCUACCACCACUGCCACCCGUUCGGCUGAGAGCCUGCCUCCGUCCCACCACCACCCACUCCAUGGACUCCCCCACCACCACCACCACCACCACACCCCCAUCAUGUCCCCUCCGGACUCGGGGCUCGGGUGCACCUCUUCCUCCCUGCCGCCCUCCGCCACGUCCCCCACCAUGACGGAUGUGUUCGGCCUGCCCACACCGCCGCUCAGCCUUGGCACGGGCCGCAGCCGCUCGCCGUCCCCGCUCACGCUCAUCCAGGCCCCCUCCAACAAGCCCUUUGCCGCCAAGCCCGUCAUGAUGUGGAAUAAGCACGACGUGGCCGACUGGCUGGAGAGCCUGAACCUGGGCGAGCACAGGGACGCCUUCAUGGAGAACGACAUUGAGGGGAGCCACCUGCCCAGCCUGCAGAAGGAAGACAUGAUAGACCUGGGCGUGACGCGGGUGGGCCACCGCAUGAACAUCGAGCGAGCAUUGAAAGUGCUCUUAGACAGAUGAGAAUAGGCUUGGCUCUUUUUAAUGACAUCAGAACUCCAUAAGGCUACCAUUUUCUUUUUCUUCUCUUGCUUUUAACGUUUGCCUCCUUCUCCCAGUGUUUUUUUGUUGGUGUUUUUUGGACCAUAGGAAUACACAUAUCCUGAAGAAACUGUGUUGACUUUGGAAACAGCAGAGCAAGUUCCCACACAAGCACAAAAGUCCUCUCUGAAAGUGAGCUAUCAGUGGAGUCAGCCCUAAGCCAGGACCUUGGGGCAGCCCACACAAUCUAUGGAAUAUAGGCUCACAAAUUCUUGCAAUGUCAAUGUCUUUUGGAAACGAAAUCAUUUGAAGACAACAAAGACCAGCUGAGCUGGAGAUACAGUUUCUAUCUUUGCUAGAAAUACUUCUUCAGGAAAAAAAUGGAAUAUUGAUGUAUUUUGUCUGUCAGCUGCCUAUGAAAUAUCUUGCUUUUUUUCCUUCUUCACCUUUUCUCUGGAAAGUAGAUGAGACUAAAAUACAAUGUGUUAAGUGGAAAACGUCUCCCUCAGUUCACCUGCAGAUGGUCCUUGGUUGGGCAUUCUCACUCGGAUAAGAGGCCACUUCUCUUGUACGUGCACCUGUUUUGUUGAUCUAACUGUAGCAAACUGCAACACUUUCAUCUGCUGUCUUUUCCAUCCACAGUGUCCGAGUAUAUUUGGGUUUGCUGAAAAAGAUUUGUAAUCACAAAAACAUCAUAUAUAUACUUUUUAUUUGGUCUUCCACAUGAGGUGAAGGUUGUUUAUUGUAUCAGAUUAUAUGACCCUAUUUUCGACUUCAAUAUCGGGUAGUUGUAUUUAUCUUUUAUCCACUGUAUUCUAUGUAUUUCUCUCAGCACACUACUGUGUGUGAUUGUGAAGGAAUUCUAGAGCAUUGUGCUUUGGGGUUCCCUGCAACAGACACAGACCCGGCCAUCAAAAAAACAAUAUCUGAAAGCGAGACAAAUAAUCCCAGUUUGAACCUUAUGUUUGGUCAGAUACAGGUGUACACAAAUCAGAAGUAAGUUGAUCUUUUACAGGAAUGGAUUCUUUGAAUUGGAGUGAACAUAGGCAUUUUUUAUGCGCUGAAUGGAAUAGGGGAAACAACUAUUUCUGCACUCAGGGUUUCAUGGAGAAUCUAUUCCUUGUUUUGUAAGAGUUGUCUUGCCAGGCAGGCUCUGACUUUCUGAAUGUUUGUUGAAAUUUUGAAAGAGCUCGCCCAAUGUAUAUUAUUUUGCAUAAUACCAGGGCAGAAUAAUUCUUCCUCAGAAAGCACAGUGAGAAGACCAUUGAAUUCUGUUUGACUUGCGUAUACCAAGCUAUUAAAACUUUUUUAACAUAUAGGUACACUCACUUCUGUCUAUUCACACCUUUCACAUCUAAAUGUCACAAUCUGUAGAGAAGUACAGCAUUAUAUCUAGAUUUUAUGAAUUUGUCUGUAAGCGAAAGCAUGUGUGAUGUGAGCAUGUGAGUAGGGACAGAAAACCCUGUCAUUGCAAUUUUACUUUACAGUACUGUGCAAAAGUUUUAGGCAUCUGUUUUAAAACAGUUCCUUUUUUUUCCUUCUACAUUAGUGUGUCCAUAGAUUUAGUCUGUAUGCACUUUGUAUGUUGCUGAUUGAUAAGUACAAAUCCUUCAUGUCAUUUUGAAAAGCAUCCUCACUUUAUAGCAUUAUUUUCAAAACUUUUGCAGAGUACUGUACUAACCAAAUGUUUUCGUCAUGAAAUUAAGAUUGAUGGGUUUUGUUGAUUGCCUCAAUUAAAUGCUGUUUUAUGAAAAACACAUCCAUUGACCAUGAACACAGUUUUUCUUUCUUACUUUUAGUUAAGCCAGGUUAUGAUAACAGGAUGUAUACUGUACCAGUUUCUAAUUGUCAUUCUAAUUCAUCGGCAUCACAUUUGUUCUGAAACGUCUGGAAUGUCAGUGAAAGGUGAUGUAUAUUUUAGUAUUCUAAGACACGUUGAUGGCUGCGUGGUGAAACAGUAUGUAAGCACUGAAUGAGAUGCAGUUACUUUUUGUUGGAAUGAUAUCAUAGUAUCGGCAAGUUUUGUGGAUUUUCCAAGACCCUCUUGCAUCUAGAUUUGUAUGAGUUGUGUGUGGUUUGAACUGAGGGAGAAUGUCAGGUGUUCAUUUAAUAGAUGGUUGAUGUUAAUUAUUUAAUCAUGGCCCCAAAAUGCUGUAGGGAGAUUCAGAAUACUGUUGCUAAUGCCUACUAUAGAGGAGUUAGAGUUACUAUAUCAUCUCAGUAUAUCUUAUUUUAAGAGACAUAGGAAAAUGCACAGUAUUUUAAUUAUAGAGAUAUUUAUUAAAUAUUUAUUAUGUUUUAAUGACAUUAACUCUCAUCUGUGUUGUGCCAAAAAUAUAUGUGGUAUCAGCUAAGAAGCAAUACAAAACUGUUCAAAAAAUCUGUUGUUCCUCUCUGAUAUACAAGCUUUCCACCAUCAUAUUCCAAAUCAUAUUCUGUAGAGCUUGGUGAUCUAGAAUAAUACUUGAUAUUUGAGUUAUCGCUGUCACCUGCUUCUUUUAGAUACUGCAAUUAAAUACAGAAAAAUUAAAUGGCUUAGUUUUGUAUUUUGUGUGUAAAUGAUGAGACACAGAUAGACUAUGGAGUCCUGCACAGUAGUUUCAGGCCCCCUUGACACUGUAUAAUAAGAAGAGUUUUCACCUAAAUAAGACAGAUGUGUGUGAUCAUGAAAAUAAAAGUAAAUACCAAUGUUGAUGUUUCCAGAUUCUGAUUAAAGAUAUUUUAUAGUUUCAUGAGCAAAGUUUAAAACCAACAUUUAUGGAAAUGUAUCAAGAUCAGUUGUUUGAAGACCAGUGAGGGUGUAAGAAUGCAGAACUAUGAAUCAGCGGGAUUAUUUUGCCCGUGGGUACAUACCAAGAAAAAUCCUAUUUGACAUUUUUGAUUUAUUCCUCAUUUCUUCUUCAUUGACAGAUCUCGCUCACACUCUCCUGUGGGGAAUGCAUUCACUUGAUCUAUGUUGCUGUAAUUUUGUGCUACAUUUAUUUGAAGGUAAAUAAUUAAGAUCAAAGAGAGACAUUUCUGUGACUGCACUUUUCCUCUGAAUCCUCAAUACUCAUGUAUGGAAACCAAAAUUUACUGGAAGAAAAUAAAUGAUAUUGUACAAUG